AUGCCUAUGUCAUUAGGACUUGGAAAUCGGGGGUGGCAGAAACGGGGCGCGGCGAUAGCACCCGCCGCCUCGCUAAUUAACGAAGUUCGACUCCGCGCCGUAAUCGGUGACGGCCUCGACGUAGAUAAGCGGCACAGCGAUUGGCCGAUCGGCCGUAACUUCGCGCGGUCCCGACUUCGAGAUUUACGGCGCGGCUCUCGCUACCCCCUCGGCCCUACCCAGCCCAGCCGCCGGGGAUUC
Molecule: messenger RNA, 240 nt
Organism: Iphiclides podalirius (scarce swallowtail)
Lineage: Eukaryota; Metazoa; Arthropoda; Insecta; Lepidoptera; Papilionidae
Source: the annotation of a GenBank genome assembly